UGGUGUCCAUGGCAAAGCAACGUGUUAGCAAGUGGCGGAGGUACAGCAGAUCGUUAUAUACGGUUGUGGAAUGUAACUACAGGAGUUUGUCUCAAUAGUAUUGAUACCAAGUCGCAGGUAACAGUAUUCAAUGCUAGCGGCAUACUAACUUAAUUAAUUUAAGUACAUACUUACAGUAUAUAUUAAAUGUUCUUUGAUGUAUUAUUGGAAUUUGAUUUAAUUUAAUUUUUAUAGAAUUGCUAUACAAUUUUAUUGAAUUGCUAUACAAAUAUGAGUCCCUGAUCUGAGUCCCUGAUCUGAAAAAUAGACUCUAAUUUAUAUGAAGGACCAUGCAAAUAUAUACGGGGACCAAAUCCAGGAAACCAUAUUUGCGUCCGGUGGGCGUGUCCCAGAUGAAUGCUCUGAUUAUGCUGGAUUAUAGUGCAGAGCUGAAUUGUAAUACACGUUGUUGACUUGCUAUAUAAGUCUUGCUAUACAAGUCUUGCUAUAUAAGUCUUGCUAUAUAAGUCGCACCGUAACGCAUUACCUUGUCUCGCCUUGUAAGGAGUAGAAAGAGUGAGAACUAGUGAGUGAAUAAAACGAAUGGGCGAGCUUGACAAUUAAACCACAUGAGCUAGCCGCAAGUUUCGCUGAUUUGGCGCAUCCUGAACUAAACCUGUAUGCCGUAAACUGGUUAUACGCCUUAUACUUCUGGGGCCGGUUGUUCAAAGGUUGGCGCUAACCCUGGAUUAAAAUUUAACUUGGUGUUUUAGUUUGUAUUUCUGCACGUCUGUUUAUUUCAAAACUUCAGAGAAGUAAACUCCUAUCGAUACAGACAAGAUCUCUGAAGAAAUAUUUCCAAAUUUAUAGACAAGCUGUCAAGAAGUUUGAUUUGAAUGUUAGGUUAACCUAGGGUUAAACUAACCCAGCUUUGAACAACCAGCCCCAGAUUUUAUGGAACAUUUACUGUGUAGCACUAAACAUUCGAAUAUUCAUUGACAGGUUGUCCUUCGAAAACCUCAGACCUUAAACUCUAAGCGCGCAAAGAGUGAUGGGUAACUUCUUUUUAGGCUUUUGAUUGGGCAAAUAUCCUAGUACACUGCUAGCUGUGCAUCUUUAAGUGCUUAUUAUCUUCUGUCUUGCCAUAGUUACAAUGCCAAAUUCGCACGUUUCAGACCUUUAUAAGUGAAAUUAUUAAAGACCUUAUAAUAGUGAGCAAGUGACGUUUUUGACAACAUGGACGUCGACCGGAAGUAAAGUUGACGUUUUUCACCAAUCACAUACUCGUGCUGUUCGUGUUGUCAAAAACGUCACUUGCUUAAGCUCACUGCUAUUUUAAAACAGCUGUAUACUGUAGUAGUAGAUUUUACUGGAAUGUUCUUAUGUAAACUGAUGGAACAAAUUGCACUGUAUAAUUCUUGCAAAUUCCAUUGCGUUGCAACCUAAUGAAACUGCAAUGGCCGUUUUAAUGAUACAUUUCCUGAUGAGUGAUGAUUACAUUUUCCUAGAUAUCUAGUAUUCUGUGGUCGAAAGAUUACAAGGAACUUAUCACUGGACAUGGUUUUUCUAACAAUCAACUUUCCAUCUGGAAAUAUCCAUCCAUGACCAGAGUUGCUGAUCUGGUCGAUCACAGUGCACGUGUAUUGUGUAUGAGUAUGUCGCCAAGUGGUGAACAUGUAGCUUCAGCUGGUGCAGAUGAAACACUCAGAAUAUGGAAAUGUUUUGAUCGAAGUCAAUUGAAGAAAAAAUCCGCUGCUUGUGGAAUUGUUAAGAAGACCUUGAACACAAAUCUCACCAUGAUUAAUAGAAUAAGAUGAUGUAAUCGAAUAUCGACAUUGGUGUUUCCUGAAAUGAUCAAGUUACCAUUUGGAUGUCCACAGCGUCGCGAUCUUCCAAGCAAUCCAGCUCUCUGACUUUGAUCAGAAAAUUGGUCGAUAUACGCUGGCAAGCCAAUGACGUAAGCCCAGUGCUAGUCUUUACAUGUUUUGACUUCUAUAGUAUAAGUUAUUUAUUGCUCAUCGAUGAGGAAGUUGUCAAUAUUACAGUAAUAUUCCUUUAAUUGUAUUAAUAAUAAUAUAUAUGUAAAUAAUAUAUAUGUAACAGUUAUGUACCUAAUAAUUUAAUAAAAUCGUUAUUUAUUUUU
Messenger RNA from Paramuricea clavata, 2122 nucleotides. NCBI's taxonomy places the organism in Eukaryota, Metazoa, Cnidaria, Anthozoa, Malacalcyonacea, Plexauridae. The record is from the annotation of a GenBank genome assembly.